Molecule: messenger RNA, 830 nt
Organism: Daktulosphaira vitifoliae (grape phylloxera)
Lineage: Eukaryota; Metazoa; Arthropoda; Insecta; Hemiptera; Phylloxeridae
Exons: 4
Coding region: 104-688 (194 amino acids)
Source: RefSeq, a predicted model, not a curated record
UUUAAUAUUAAGACCGACGUAUUUUAGACAAUUUUUAUUAAAAUUAAUUUUUUACAAAAUCAGACAAUCUUUUAAAUCUUAAACAUCAUAUAUUGAACAAAAAAUGAUUUUACAAUUACGUCUUAGAUUAUGUAUUGUUUGUUGCAUUGUGUCUUCAUUAGUCUGGGGAUCGAAUAGUAAUAUUAAUAAUACGACAUCUGAAGAUAUGGAAAUCGACCAAACAGAUGCUGAAUUAAAUAUAUCAGAUGAUCGAGUUGAGGAUGUUAAUAAUUUAGACGUAGCAACAAGAAUUUUAGAAUUUUUUAGACACAACGAUGUACCAUUAAGCGAUACAGAAAUUAAAGAUAUAUGUGAUUUAUGUUUUGAAUAUAAAGACUUCACAUUUGAUCAAUUUAUGAGCCAAAUUGACAAAUCUAUUGACAAAAUGGUUGAUAAUUUUAACGAUGAAGAAUUAAAAUAUAUAUUCGACAAUCUUUCCAAUGAAACUGAUCACAUCACUAAAUCAAAUUUAAAAAUUUUCUUAAUAGAAACUAGUUUAAUUGAUAAAGAUAUGAAUGAUGAAAAAUUGAAUAGAAUAAUGGAAAAUUCUAAAGUUGAAAUUGCUGAUGAAGUCAGUUUUGAAAACUUUUUGAAAAUAUAUAAACAUUAUCGCAACGAUGUAAUACCAAGAGAUUUUUAUAAGAACUAGAAGAAAACUAUUUGAAAUAUGGAAUUACUAUAAUACAUAAAUUAGUAUUACUUAUUAAUAAAUACAUUUAUAAAAUAAGAAUUUAUUUUAUACAAAUAUAUUCGAUGUUUUAAAUUAACAAAUAAAUAUUCAUGUAUAAAUA